Diprion similis is the source of this 2513-nucleotide messenger RNA. RefSeq names its product carcinine transporter-like. Gene Ontology annotation, molecular function: transmembrane transporter activity. Bases 553 to 2307 code for a protein of 584 amino acids. Lineage: Eukaryota; Metazoa; Arthropoda; Insecta; Hymenoptera; Diprionidae. Gene Ontology annotation, cellular component: membrane. The record is from RefSeq and is a predicted model, not a curated record. The transcript has 10 exons. Gene Ontology annotation, biological process: transmembrane transport.
UGGUGGAGAUUCGACCCAGGAUGACUUUGUGCUUAGUACAAUCUUAAUUCACAACUUCAUAGCGUGGGCCAGCAUUCUAAUUGAAACAGUCAAGUGGUUAACACACGCAAUAUUACAGCAGUAAAUUAAACACAGCAUAAGAGGCGCCGCCGGCUCAAAACCCGGAUCAGUUGGCAGUCAGCUUUGAUUCAUUCAAGUGUGAGAUACCGAAGAGACAGAACAAUUCGGACUUCGCAUUUAGCUCAUCUACUCAUAAUAUUUGUACUCUCUGAACAAGAGAAUCGAAGAUUUUGAUGGAGUCUGCAAACUUAACUUUGCCUACUGUAACUUUUGUUACAAAAACAUUUACAAUCGCGAAAGAUCGGAAGAUCCUCAUCAAUCCAGAUAUAAUAAGUCUUUUCGUACCGAUUACAACAGAAUAUUUUAACGACAAAUAAAAUCAGAGAUUCAAUUGCGAAAGGAAUUCAAGCAUAGUACGUGAAGUAAAAUCGUACAAAUCGUGCACAUCGAGAAUUGCGCGCUGCACAAAUUUUGGAAACAAUUGACGAUAAGAUGCCGACUGCUGGAGAUGCGACAACGACUGUGGAAGGCGGCGCGGUGGUAAAAAAAAUUGAAAACUUCGAUGAUAUCCUUCCUCACGUGGGAGGCGCUGGGCGUUAUCAAUGGAUUUUGUUUUUUUUACUUUUGCCGUUUGCCUUUACCUACGCAUUUCUCUACUUCACUCAAUUUUUUCUCACUCUAACGCCGGAAGAAUAUUGGUGCACCGUGCCUGAGUUGGACGGAUGGAAUCUUACCGAUGCGCAAAAGAUCGCCCUUUCCAUACCACCUAGUGACGCCACAGGGUAUGAAUAUGCGGAUGAUAAUUCGCUUUCAUAUUCGAGAUGUGAAAUGUACGAUGUGAACUUCACAGAAUCAUUGAUUAACGGCAGUUACGAUUCUGAUCCAACUUGGCCAAAAACGCCAUGUCGCCACGGGUGGACUUUCAAUCACAGCGCCAUUCCAUACGUUUCAAUUGCUGCAGAGCUCGGGUGGGUGUGCAAAAAAUCUUACUACUCCUCGCUGGCGCAAUCGAUCUUUUACAUCGGUAGUAUAAUCGGUGGUUUUAUCUUCAGUUUCAUUGCUGAUAAUUACGGUCGAUUGCCUGCUUUAGUCGCUUGCAAUACCGUUGGAUUUUUCGCCUCGAUUGUAUCGGGGUUUUCCGACAGUUUCUGGUCGUUUUGUCUCUGCAGAUUCAUCGCUGGAACAGCGUUUGACAACUGCUUCAACAUUAUUUUCAUCAUUUUGAUCGAAUACGUUGGUCCGCAGCAUCGAACUUUCAUGGCAAACAUGUCUUUUGGCAUUUAUUUUUCUGGUUCUGCGAGCCUUCUACCGUGGCUUGCAUAUUACAUCGCUGAUUGGCGAAUCCUUUGCGGAGUCACAGCUGUGCCAAUGAUAUCGGCAUUUUUUGCACCCUGGAUAGUGCCUGAAAGUGCCAGAUGGUACAUAUCAAGUGGAAAUAUUCCAAAAGCGGUCGAGACGCUGGAGAACAUCGCGAAAGUGAACGGGAAAACUGUGGAGAAGGAAAUUUUUGUGGAAUUUGAAGAUAGCUGUAAUGAAAUGAUAAAGAACGAGAAAUUACACAACUACACUGUUUUAGACCUCUUUAAGAAACUGCGCCUCGCUUACAUCACGGUCAUGCUGAACAUAUACUGGCUUAUUAUUCUCAUCGUGUACGAUGGUCACGUAUGGAAUAUGAAGUCGUUGGAUCCGGAUGUUUUCACAUCGUUUUCUUUGGGUGCUCUGACAGAAUUUCCGGCUGCUAUUUUGCUGACACUUUACCUUGACAAAUGGGGUCGCCGAUGGAUGAGUUUUAUUUCCAUGAUGAUCUGUGGGGUUUUCUCUUUUAUCACCUUAGCCAUGCCCCCAGGUGCUGCUACGGUUACAAUGGGAAUUAUUGCACGCUUCGGGGUUAACAUAGCUGGGAAUAUUGGAUUCCAGUAUGCUGCAGAAAUGUUGCCAACGGUGGUAAGGGCGCAGGGUGUAUCCUUGAUUCACACUCUCGGGUACAUUGCUCAUAUUAUCGGACCCUACGUCGUUUAUUUGUCAGACGUAUCUCCAUCUCUACCACUGAUAGUACUUGGAUUACUUUCCGUUACUGUCGCCAUACAGUCUUUAUUCAUGCCUGAAACCUUGGGCCAGGAUUUACCGCAAACUUUGCAGGAUGGAAAUGACUUUGGCAGGGAACAGAGCUUUUGGUGGAUACCAUGCAUAUCCAGCUUUCCCGAGAAGAUGAAGAAAUUCGAAAAGCCGGAGACAAGAAGUGCCUAGUAAAGGAUCAGUUAUGGUGAGAUAGACCGAGAAUAACAUUUCCAAUACUCAUAAAUAAUUGCCAGCUAUAUUAUACACUAAACCAAUGCAACGAUUGUAGAACGAAAUUCAGAUAAAAUUACAACAUGUUUUCAGAUAUUCGUAUGAUCGAACCCAGCGCAAUCAACGGUUUGGUAAACGAUAACAGCUUUCUUGGCCGAGGUUAU